AUCGCGUGCCAGAGCUUGCACAUUCGCGAGACACAGUGGCAACCUUUCAAACGUCCCAAAGUUGUUUGCGUGCAAAAUAUUAAGUGUUUGAGUCAGUGGUUCGCACAGGUAGUGCCACAACGCUUCUAGGUUAAAGAAGGGCAAAGCACAAUGGCUCCUAGCAGAAGGACGACGAAAGCCAAGACACAUGUCUUGAAGAACACGGAUCUUAGAACCAUCAUUGAGCCUGCGGAUCCAGACGAGGUUGCCUUCACGGCCACGAAGGUUGUGGUGACAAUCGGCCCUGCUUGCCGAGAUGUCGACACCCUGUGCAGGAUCUUGGAUGCCGGUGCAACCUGUGCUCGACUUGACCUCACGUGGGGCUCCCUGGACUUCCACAAGAAGUCCCUGUCCAACCUGGCGGAAGCCAUGCGCAAGACGCGCAAGCUCUGCGCGAUCGUGGUGGACACUAUUGGCAGGGAGCUGAUUGUGAACCGGCCCACCACUGACGAGGAGGACGGCUGGCCCAAGUUUGAGAAGGGCAUCAGUGUCAAGGCCAACGACACGGUGAUCCUGACGACAAAGGAGGGCGCCACACUGAGCGGCAACACUCUGCCGGUGAGCUACCCCAAGUUCACAUCCAUGGUGCAGAAGGGCGACACCAUCUUCCUGGGCCGCUACCUCGUCACUGGCUCCGAGGAGUCCUCGUGCUACCUCACGGUGGAGGAGGUUGGGAAGGAGGACGUGUCAUGCACGGCGCGAAACAGCGCUGACCUGGACGGGCUGCUGACGGUGUUCCACACUGAGCGCUCGGCUAACACGCUGCAGAACGUGCAGAACGAUCUGCCGAUCCUCAGCGACUAUGACAAGAAGGCGCUCAAGGCGCUGCUGUCGCACUUCGAGAUCGACUUUGUGUCGCUGUCCUUCGUGCGCGAGGCCGAUGACGUCCACGCUGCGCGCGAGUUCCUGGACUCCAUCGGCCACACCGCCACCAAGCUGAUGGCCAAGUGCGAGACGCGGCAGUCGCUGUUCAACUUCCAGAGCAUCGCCCAGGCCUCGGACGCGAUCAUCAUGAGCCGCGGCAACCUGGGCUUGGACGUGCUGCCGGAGAAGAUGGCGCUCGUGCAGAAGGCUGUCAUCUCCAACAGCAACCUCAUCGGCAAGCCAGUCCUCAUCACACGUGUCGUCGACACCAUGGUCAACACCCCACGCCCCACUAGGGCUGAGGCGACGGAUGUAGCAAAUGCGGUGCUGGACGGUGUGGAUGGAAUUCUCCUGGGAGCAGAGACGCUGCGGGGCAAGUACCCAGUGCAGACGGUGCAGACCAUUCUGGCCAUCUGCCGCCAGGCCGAGAAGGCCUUCGACCACAAUUACCACUUCGAGCACCUCAUGUCUCACACAGGCGCCCCGCUCCUCUCCAAGCUGGAGUCCAUUGCAUCCUCCGCCGUCCGCGCCGCCGACAAGGUCGGCGCUAAGCUCAUCAUCGUCUACACGCAGUCCGGUCAGACGGCGAGCCUGGUGAGCAAGUACCGGCCGCCCAUGCCCAUCCUGACGCUGGUCAUCCCGCAGCUGAAGAACGACGGCAUGCGCUUCCAGCUCGUCGGCCGCGGCGUCGCGCGCCAGUGCCAGAUCCAGCGCGGCCUGCUGCCAGUCCUCGCCGCGCCAUCCCCCUCCGGUGAGACUCUGCUCCAUGAGGCCGUCCAGAUGAGCUUGAGAGUGGGGCUCGUGAACCCCAACGACCACAUUGUGGUCGUCCAGAUGAUCAGCGAUGCAUUUGUUGUGAAGAUUUUGUCAGUGGACGAAUUGGGCGGCGGCAUCAAGGCCAUCAGGCCCAAGUCACUCAUGGACAUGAUGAAGGUCAACACUCUCUGGGCUGAACAGCAGCAAUGCUCCCUCCCAUUCUUGCAUUAA
This is a messenger RNA of Coccomyxa subellipsoidea C-169, 1890 nucleotides long. Its product is annotated as pyruvate kinase. Gene Ontology annotation, molecular function: pyruvate kinase activity; magnesium ion binding; potassium ion binding. Bases 151 to 1890 code for a protein of 579 amino acids. The transcript has 11 exons. Gene Ontology annotation, biological process: glycolytic process. The record is from RefSeq and is a predicted model, not a curated record. Lineage: Eukaryota; Viridiplantae; Chlorophyta; Trebouxiophyceae; Coccomyxaceae. Gene Ontology annotation, cellular component: cytoplasm.